AUGAGGACUUCUGCAUCUUCUGCAUCUGAGUCCAGAUUUGUUCUGCCCGUGGAGAACACAGGUGUCGGAUGCGGGCAGAUGGCUGCGCUGCCUCUGGCUUUCGGAUCAGAUCAAGACUACCAGCUUGAUAUCAUCAAUGAACUCGACUUGGCAAAUGCCACCUAUGGAAUUACCCAAGUGGCGGGGCUCCACAACAGCACCAAAGCCUUCCUGUUUCGAGAUGUUGGGAGAGCAGUUCACGCCCCGGCACACAUCACAGAGAAAGUGGUGCAGCUGUUCAGGAGGAAAAGUGAGUUUACUUUCUUGGCCUCCAUCCAGCAGAAGUCCUCCACGUCAGGAGUCAUAUUCUCCAUCCACGAGUCAGAACACAGUUACUUUGAGCUGGAGAGCAGCGGGGUGAGAGAGGAGAUCCGCUACCACUACCGCUUCAAAGGCAAACCGCGCUCCGAGUCCUUCCCCUACCGCCUCGCUGACGGCCAGUGGCACAAGAUCGCCCUCACCAUCAGCGCCACCCACCUCCUGCUGCACGUCGACUGUAACAGGAUUUAUGAGCGGGUUAUAGACCCCCCUCAGAUGGAGCUCACCCCGGGCAGCGGAGUGUGGCUGGGCCAGCACAGCCACAAACACGGCCUGUUCAAGGGCGUCAUCCAGGAUGUGAAGUUGAUUUUCGCUCCCAACGGCUACAUCACGCAGUGUCCUAACCUUAACCGCACCUGUCCGACCUGCAGCGAUUUCCUGAGCCUGGUGCAAGGCAUCAUGGACCUUCAGGAGCUACUGGCCAAGAUGACCCUGAAGCUGAACUACGCGGAGUCUCGGCUGACCCAGUUGGAGGGCUGUCACUGCGAGAGGACCUGCAGCGCCAACGGCGUGGUCUACCGGGAUAAGGAGCUGUGGGUGGAGCCGGAGAACUGCAGGAACUGUGCAUGUAAGAAUGGUGUGGUGGAGUGUCGCAGGAUUUUCUGUCCUCCAGCAAACUGCUCAGAGGACUCGCUGCCUGUACACGUUGAUGGGACUUGCUGCAAGAAAUGCAGACUGAAAUGCACCUACAGGGGCCAGACCUUUUCUGAAGGCCAGCGCUUUUUAUCCAGGAGCUGCAGGGAAUGCAAGAAUGGCCUGAUGGUGAGAGUCACAGAAACUUGUCCAGAGCUCAACUGCACCGUCGCUGAACAGAUCUUACCAGAUGGCAGGUGCUGCAAUGUUUGCAGAGGUUAUGACUUCUGCGCAGAGGGACUCAUUUGUGGCGAAAACUCAGAGUGUAAAAACCGGAAUACUAAAGCAGACUGUGAAUGCAAUGGCGGCUAUGCCUCCAUCCACGGGGACUCCACUUACUGUGAAGAUAUUGAUGAGUGUGCGACCCAGAUGCAUUACUGCCAGUCCAACACGGUGUGUGUCAACCUGCCCGGCAGCCAUCGCUGUGACUGUCUGCCUGGCUUCAUCAGAGUGGAUGAGUACUCCUGCACCGAGCAUGACGAGUGCGCCAGCGGCCAAAAUUUGUGUGAUGAGAACGCCAUCUGCACCAACACCAUCAGAGGACACCUGUGUACCUGCAAGCCGGGCUACGUGGGCAACGGCACCAUCUGCAGGGCUUUCUGUGAGGAGGGAUGCAGGAGCGGCGGGACCUGUGUGUCUCCCAACACGUGUGUCUGUCCCUCAGGAUUUACAGGACGCCGCUGUGAGACAGAUAUUGACGAGUGUGCAGAGGGCCUGAUUGAGUGCCACAACCACUCCCGCUGUGUCAACCUGCCCGGCUGGUACCACUGUGAAUGCAGGAGUGGUUUCCAUGACAAUGGCUCCUACCUGCUCGAUGGGAGCUCCUGCAUUGACAUUGAUGAGUGCGGUCUGCAGACACACACCUGCUGGAAUGACAGUGUGUGUGUGAACCUCCCGGGAGGCUACGACUGUGUGUGCACAUCUGGUCCGGGAUGCGGCGGCGACUGUCCACAGGAAGAGGAAAUCAGACGCAACGGAGAGGACUGGAAGCCCAUCUUUGACCGCUGUGCUAUAUGCUCCUGCAAGGACGGGCAGACGUACUGCAGGAGGAGACCAUGUGACUGCGCAGACCCAGACGAGGAUCUGUUCUGCUGCCCCGGCUGUGACAACAGGCCCAGCAGCCAGUGUCUGGACCAGAGCGGACGCACACUCUACAGCAGCGGGGCGUCCUGGGUGUACGGCUGCCAGCAGUGCCGCUGCAUGGUCCGGGAGGUGGACUGCUGGCCUCUGGUUUGCCCAGUGUUGAUGUGCGAGUACACGGCGGUGGCAGAGGGCGAGUGUUGCCCGCGCUGCGUCACAGACCCCUGCCUGGCUGACAACCUGUUGUAUGACAUCCGGCAGACGUGUCAGGACCCCGCGGGCGCCGCACGCCUCAGCGGAGACACGUGGCAUAUGCCCAACUCACCCUGUACCACCUGCGAGUGUAAGAAUGGGAAUGUUUGCUGCUCGGUGGAUCUCGACUGCCUUCAGAACAACUAA
Messenger RNA from Anoplopoma fimbria (sablefish), 2469 nucleotides. Its product is annotated as protein kinase C-binding protein NELL1-like. Gene Ontology annotation, molecular function: calcium ion binding; protein binding. Lineage: Eukaryota; Metazoa; Chordata; Actinopteri; Perciformes; Anoplopomatidae. The record is from RefSeq and is a predicted model, not a curated record. The transcript has 21 exons. The coding region runs from base 1 to 2469 and encodes 822 amino acids.